CAGCUCUGCUUCGGGCCAAAGAGGCGGGAUGGACGAGACAGUGUUUGAGCUGUCGGCAGCGGACCUGGGGCAGGACCCCAACGAGGUGUUCCAGAAAGUGGAGAAGCUUGGAGAAGGAUCGUAUGGGUCUGUGUACAAGGCCAUGCACGUGCGGACGGGCAAGAUUGUGGCGAUCAAGGAGGUUGCGAUGGAGGACGACCUGGACGAGAUCAUCAUUGAGAUCAACAUCAUGAAGCAGCUGUCUGACCCGUACAUUGUCAACUACUUUGGCAACUACCUGCUUGCUAACGAGCUGUGGAUCAUCAUGGAGUACUGUGGGUCCGGGUCUGUGGCGGAUUUGAUGUCUGUGUGCAAGGAGUGCCUCACGGAGGAGCAGAUCGGGUGCAUUAUGGCGGACACGCUCAAGGGCCUCGAGUACCUGCACAAGAACAACAAGAUCCAUCGCGACAUCAAGGCGGGCAACAUCUUGAUCAAUGACCAGGGCCUGGCCAAGCUUGCAGACUUUGGGGUCUCCGGGCAGCUGAAGGACGACGACGCGAAGCGGAACACCGUGAUCGGCACGCCGUACUGGAUGGCACCCGAGGUGAUCCAGGAGAUUGGCUACUCGACCGGGGUGGACAUCUGGUCGCUCGGCAUUACGUGCAUCGAGAUGGCGGACUCACGGCCGCCACUGUGCAACAUUCACCCAAUGCGGGCCAUUUUCAUGAUCCCGCAGCGCCCGUCGCCGACGCUGACGUCGCCGGACGAGUGGUCGGACGAGUUCAACGACUUUAUUGCGUCGUGUCUUGUCAAGGAGGCCGCGGACCGGCCGACAGCGACCCAGCUCCUCAAGCACGCCUUUGUCAACAAGAAGCACUCGCGCUCGUCGCUGUUGGAGAUGAUGGAGCGCGCGUCGACCAUCAUCGAGGAGAAGGGCCGCAACUUUGAGUCGGACGACGAAGAGGCGUCCGAGGAAGACGACGACGACGAUGACUACACCGGGACCAUGGCCCGCGUCGACGCGCCCGACGACGGCACCAUGGUCCGCGCCUCGGCCGAUUCCUCGGCUCCGGACAAGAUCACGCCCGAGUACCUCGUCAAGAUCACCUCGCGGAAGCAGGCUGACAUCCUCAACUCGAUGCCACUCGACUCGCUCAAGGCUCUGCUUACCCAGAUCGACGCGUCAAUGACCCGCGAGGUGGCCGCCAUCAACCAGAAGUACGAGAAGAAGAAGGCGCCCAUCCUGACAGUGCUCGAGGCCAAGACGGCCGAGUCGUAAAAAACCAUCACCCCACCGGCCUAGUGCACACUACUUGGCCGCAUCACCCUCGAGCUUGAGAAGGAGCUGCGAGACG
Molecule: messenger RNA, 1334 nt
Organism: Thecamonas trahens ATCC 50062
Lineage: Eukaryota; Apusomonadida; Apusomonadidae
Product: STE/STE20/MST protein kinase
Exons: 2
Coding region: 29-1258 (409 amino acids)
Biological process (GO): protein phosphorylation; intracellular signal transduction; protein tetramerization
Cellular component (GO): cytoplasm
Molecular function (GO): ATP binding; protein serine/threonine kinase activity
Source: RefSeq, a predicted model, not a curated record